UCGUAAGCCUCUUAGAGGAUCAACACAUUCAGUGCAGUGAAGUGUAGUGUGUGAUUUUGAGUGAAAAUCAAAAUAUUAUCAAACACAUAAUAUUAUAUCUCUUAUAUUGAGGAAGUACUAAUUCUAAACAAGCUAUUUCGCAAUGCGUUCUUUUGUAUUACUCGCUUGUUUGGCAACAAUUGCCGCCGUGAGUGCUGCGCCACAAUUCGGUUACGGUUAUGGCGCUCAGCCAGCCGCCAGCAGUUUCGUACCUUCAACACGUGGUGGCGAGAAGUAUUUACCGCCCGCCACAACAACACCAGCACCCAGCGUACACAAGCAAUUCUACUUGAUUUCAGCGCCGGAAGACACUGAGGGCGCUAGCAAACCAAAACACCUGGUCAUCGGACGUCCACAGAAGAACUAUCGUGUCGUCUUCAUUAAGGCACCAAACUCUGAUAACAGCAACCUCAAACUGUCAGCCGAAUUCGCACCGCAAGAGGAGAAGACCGUCAUUUAUGUGCUCAGCAAAAAGGAUAACGAGCUCACAGCCAAUGACUUUGCCACACCAGCACCAACGGUGCCCAGCAAACCCGAAGUAUUCUUCAUCAAGUACAAGACACCCGAGGAAGCUGAGGCGGCACAGAAAGAAAUUCAAGACCAAUACGACCAAUUGGGCGGCACUAAGGAAUUCUCUGAUGAAGGUACCGCUCCUGUGGCUUCGGUUAUCGGCUCUUUGGACGGUAUUGCUCCCGAUGGCAGCUACAACUACAGAGCCAUUGCUGCCCCACCAGAGGAACUCGGCAGCGCGUCCUCACCACUUAGCCAGUACCUGCCAGCUGCGGCGCGUCUGUAAGACAACGCUUCAAAUGCAACUGGAUUUGUUAGAAUUGUUCUGUUGUUAUUUGUUAACAUUGCAUUGCGUAAUACGUGGCAUAAAGCCGAAAACUCAUUGAUUAAUUGUUAAUUAUAAUUCAUUGUUAUUACUUUUUAUUGUUUUUUUAUUUACGAAAAUUA
Messenger RNA from Bactrocera latifrons, 996 nucleotides. RefSeq lists its product as uncharacterized. The record is from RefSeq and is a predicted model, not a curated record. NCBI's taxonomy places the organism in Eukaryota, Metazoa, Arthropoda, Insecta, Diptera, Tephritidae. Bases 143 to 835 code for a protein of 230 amino acids. The transcript is spliced from 2 exons.